AAAGCAUCAUCAGUUUCUUCUCCUUCUCCGAGCUCUCGCAUCACUUUCAUCGAUUCUUUCUCUCUCUGCGUCGAUCCUUCAGCCUUCGGCGUCGGAGUUUCCGACAGGAAUCUACAAAUGUCACGUGGAAGAGGAGUUCCUAUGAAGGACAUGAAACGAAGUUAUGAUGUUGAAGGCGGGGUGGUCUCUAUGCCAUCCAUAAUCGAAGAUGAUGAUGCUGAUCUAUGGCCACUACCUGAGAUUGAUACCAAAAAGUCGAAAUUCCCUUGCUGUAUUGUUUGGACUCCUCUUCCUGUUGUCUCUUGGUUGGCUCCCUUCAUUGGUCAUAUAGGACUUUGCAGAGAAGAUGGAGUCAUUUUGGACUUUGCUGGAUCUAACUUCAUCAAUGUUGAUGAUUUUGCAUUUGGUCCUCCUGCUCGGUAUCUCCAACUCGAUAGAACCAAGUGUUGCUUACCACCAAAUUUUGGUGGGCAUACUUGCAAGUAUGGAUUCACACACACCGAUUUUGGAACCGCGCGUACAUGGGAUAAUGCACUGAGCUCGAGCACACGCAGCUUUGAGCAUAAAACCUACAAUCUCUUCACCUGUAACUGCCAUUCGUUUGUUGCUAACUGUCUCAACCGUCUUUGCUAUGGUGGCUCAAUGGAGUGGAAUAUGGUGAAUGUUGCUAUUUUACUCAUGAUCAAAGGGAAAUGGAUCAGUCUUUCAUCAGUAGUCCGGUCAUUUCUGCCAUGUGCUUUGGUCACAUCUUUGGGGGUAGCGUUUGUCGGCUGGCCAUUCCUGAUCGGUCUCUCCUCGUUCUCAGUACUACUCUUUGCCUGGUUCAUAAUUGCUACUUACUGUUUUAAGAACAUUAUUACUUAAGCAGUAAGAGAGAAAUAUAAAUAUAAUGUACUACCAAAAUUAUGUUAAUCUUAAGAAUUGUUCUCUUUUCCUUUUGGCACCAUCUAGCUUUCAACUCCAUUAAACGAGCCCUUAUUUUCUUCUCCAUAGAUUAUUCACAGGUGAUGUGUGAUAUAAUCAAUGGGUUUCGAGGCU
This is a messenger RNA of Arabidopsis arenosa, 1038 nucleotides long. Lineage: Eukaryota; Viridiplantae; Streptophyta; Magnoliopsida; Brassicales; Brassicaceae. The record is from the annotation of a GenBank genome assembly.